UCACAGUUCAACGGAACAAGAAGACGCACAGUACCUACCACCCAACCUUUUUUCUGCGAAUUAUCUCAUAUACAUAAAGAGAAAAAGAGGGAAUCACUUCUGAAAAGGUCAGAUCUUUUCUGUUUUUAAGGUUUUAUGUGUGCAUGAAAUUGCUGAGAAAAGCCCCUCAACUUUGAUUUCCUGGUAUACUUUGAGGUUUGGCUGCCUGACCUGUUAAAUUAGGUAAAUUGUUGGGAAGUCCAACUUUCGGUGCCUUGGAGUUUUCGUUUUACUUCUCCUUGGAUAUUACAGUUUGUCUUGUUGAAUUUUCUGGAGAAUAAAACUCUCAAUUACGUUCUUUGCCGAUGCUUGAAUUUAUUUUUCCCAAAUGUUCCCGUACAAGAUUUAAUUAAUGAUUUUGCGUAAAAAAGUUAAAUGUACUGUGUUACUGAUUUUAUUCCUUGCCCGUUUAUUCUUGAUUCUAGAUUCCCAAUAUGUUGGAAUACCUUUUCCCUCUUUUAUUCUCAGCAGGUUUUAUUAUUCCUUUAUUAUUUAUUUUGUUAUAAUAAUAUAACAUAUCAGCAGAGAAUUGAUCUGUUAGAGGGGGAGUUUUAAUUAAUCAUAUUUUGGCUUGCAAAACCCCUUUCUUUCACUGUUUUGAGAAGGUAAAUUUCGUUCUUGGACCAACCCCAGUACCCUUCUUUGUCCUGUCAUUAUGUUUUAAAUUAAUUAUUUUCAAAUAUUUUUCUCAGCUGAUGCUCAUAGUUUAUUAUUUCCCUUUGUCAUAGUUUUCAUUUUCACAUGUGAAUGUAGACUCGUUCACCAAACAACAAAGAAAGUGCUAGGAUUUUCUUCGACUUCAGUCCUCUCCCUGUAAAACAACCUGUUUAUGAUCUGGUAAAGAACUGCUUUUCAUCAGUUUGAUUCAAUUGUUUGGCUGAAGGUUUGAAAAAUGCUGUGUUGAAGGGAGAAGUUUGAUUGAGAAUAAGAAUUAAUUGAAGUAUGGGUUAUCUAUGUGAUUUCUGUGCGGAGCAAAGAUCCACCGUAUACUGUAGGUCUGAUGCAGCUAGCUUAUGUUUGUCCUGUGAUCGUAAUGUCCAUUCUGCUAAUGCCCUUUCAAGACGUCAUUCAAGGACACUUGUGUGUGAAAGAUGCAACACCCAACCAGCAUAUGUCAGAUGUAUUGAGGAGAGGGUAUUUCUUUGUCAGAAUUGUGAUUGGACAGGGCAUUCUGGGUCGGAUACAAGUCCUGCACACAAGAGACAACCGGUUAAUUGUUACUCUGGUUGCCCUUCAGCCACAGAACUUUCUGCAAUCUGGUCAUUUCUGUUAGAUUCCCCUUCAGUUGGAGACACCACUUGUAAGCAGGGGAUGGGUUCAUUUAGCAUCACUGAUAAUCAGCUGAUUGAUUACCAAGUUUCCCAAGAAAAGAAUGAUAUUCUAGAUGCAUCUGUUGUAAUUGAAGCUAGUGGCUUAAACAAUAUGGAUGUCAAUGAAUCAACUGUUUGGAUGGGAUCACAAGUGCCUUUAUUUGAUCCGAAGCUACAUAACACAGAACAGCCAGCUGGAUCUUCUAAUCCUGCUUUGCCCAUGGUCUUCCCUGGAACAAAAGGAGCUACCUUUUACGAGGGAGAUAGUUUCUACGAUAAUUUCAAUAUGGAUGAAGUUGACUUGGAUAUUGAGAACUAUGAAGAACUUUUCAGUGCAGCUCUUGAUAAUACUGAGCAGCUCUUUGACGACGAUGGGAUUGAUGGAUUAUUUGGGACGAAGGACAUGUCUGUCUCCAACUGUCGGAGUGCUAAUGCAGCUGAGGGAUCAUCAGUUGGGAGGUUGAAUGUGGCAAAACCAGCAUGCAGCAAUGUAGCAUCUGCUGAUUCCACAAUAAGCUGCUGGACUGAACCAAACUUAUAUUUUGCGAGGCAAGCACAAUCUGGCCUCACUGGAGAGAGCAUAACUGGAGACUAUCAGGACUGUGUAGAACGACCGCUGUGUCCUCUGGGUCCCGAAAGUUCCACAUAUUCUUCUAGCCGAAGUGAUGCUGUAAUGCGUUACAAAGAGAAGAAGAAGACACGCAAAUCACCAGUCUUCAUUAGAAAGUGAAGAAUCUAAUGAAGUGCUCUUAUAAAAUAGUUGGACAACGUGGAAAAGGGAAAAUGCUGUUGGAAUCUUGUAGAAUGCUAGAAACGGAGAUGAAUAGGGAGAGGGAUGUCAGGUUAUAAAGGAAUAGUGGGAGCAUGAUUAAAUCUUUGCAAUUGUUUCCAUUAUAACAAAAGAGAAAGGGAGACCAAUCAAGCUUGACACCUCCCCCAUGAGAUAGUCACAGAUUUGCCGUGGUUUCUUUGCCAAGGUAUGUAAUGAAUUAGAUCUGCAGAAGCCCAUAAGACAAGGGAAGAACGGAAAUGAGGAAAAUCCAAAGUGAUAGGAAGAAAAGAGAAGAGAGGUGGGGAGGAGGAGGAAACCAAAAAGGAAAGAGGGAGUUGGCUAAACAUGCUCAUUUAAUCUCAAUAAAUAAAGGGAAAAUUACAGCUGGGUUACCCAACCUAUGCAACAUAGAGGAAUUAGGUCCUUGACCUUCUAUGUGUUGUAUUUGGGUUCUCAACAAUUCAGUUUUGUAGCACUUGCCAAUUGGAUCCCCAGUGGAUGGAUUCUAUCUGUUUCGCAGUUAAAAAUCUCACAGGUUGUCCAAUUUUAUGUCGUUUCUAUCUUGUAUUAAUUGAUAAUACA
Messenger RNA from Olea europaea var. sylvestris, 2703 nucleotides. Its product is annotated as zinc finger protein CONSTANS-LIKE 10-like. Lineage: Eukaryota; Viridiplantae; Streptophyta; Magnoliopsida; Lamiales; Oleaceae. The record is from RefSeq and is a predicted model, not a curated record. The coding region runs from base 982 to 2079 and encodes 365 amino acids. The transcript has 5 exons. Gene Ontology annotation, molecular function: protein binding; zinc ion binding.